Ceraceosorus bombacis is the source of this 3131-nucleotide messenger RNA. Lineage: Eukaryota; Fungi; Basidiomycota; Exobasidiomycetes; Ceraceosorales; Ceraceosoraceae. The record is from the annotation of a GenBank genome assembly.
AUGGGUCUAAAGCGGCAAUUCGAUGGUGCCCAUAGGGCAAGCGAGGAGAAGAGAGCGGCGGCACCUUCGCACCAGAAUCCGAGCGCGAAACCGAACCCGAAGGCAAAGUCGACACCUUUGAAGAGGGCUACGGCGGAUGGAACGUUGAGCUGCGCAGAGUGUAGAAGGUUAAAGUUCAAGUGCGAUAGGAGGUGGCCUUGCAGCAAGUGCAGAGAGAGAAAUUGCGCUCAUCUUUGUCCCGACAACACUCUCGAGACACGCAAAGUGAGGACUUCUUCUGCCAAGUAUGUAUGCACUCUAGUAUCUGCUUUGCACCCGGCAAGACGCCGCUGCGUGGUCGGCACUGACUUUUCCACUUCAUUUCUUUUCUAGGACUGAUGACGCUCUCUUGCAACGGAUUGCGUUGCUGGAGAAGACGGUCGAGCGCUUUGUCGGCGGGACAGGCGAUGCUCGGCCUGCGGCAUACGGGGGCGUCAGUCAAGAUGCGCGACAAUCGACCACGCUUGCCUCCAACGCGUCGGCGCGUCCACCUUUGACUGGGCCAUAUAGUGCUGAUGAGGAGCGUAUGCAGCAUGCUGCUUUGCACUCGCUUGCCGAUGCGGCCAUUCAACCGAGAGAGAGCGCUGAAAGCUCCUACGCCACCUCGACCAUCAGCCCAAAUGGAGGGAUACCCACCUCAUGCCAGUCUGCUGGACCAGAGGCUCUGGAUAGCCGCGGUCGUGGAACGCUUGCUCUAUCGAGGGACGGCAGGACGUACUAUGUCGGUCCCAACGCUCAGAGCCUGUACUUUGCCCGCGACACUCAAAGACAAGAAGAAUCCGACGUGUAUACUCGACCUGGCAGUCCUGUGCCGCCAGUUGGUAAUGCGCUCGGAGCACGGGGCGAGCCCGUGGCGAGUCCGUACGAAAGUGAGUAAGACCAAACGCCGUUGGGUGUCAGAGCCGCGCAAACACUGACCGAGAAGACUGUGAAUGAACACUUUGCAAGAUGACCCAGGCUCGACGAUGAUUGGAACUUGGACGACACCUGGCAUUUGUUCGCCUCACUCUUCCUCUGCCAUCAUUGCACAUCUACGACCACAAUUGCCCAGCCGCGAGCAAGCCAAACAUCUGACGGACCUCUACUUUAUCAACAUGAUCAUGUGGGAGCCCAUCAGUCGUCAAGAGUACGACCAGAGCAUUUUCGACUUGUUCUACGCCAAUACAAGCGUCUCUUGCGCGCUCGAGGGGAACGUAGAAGUUGAUCGAACUGAUCAAUCAGCUCUUCAUCCUCAUCGUCUUGCUAUUCUCUUUGCUGUGUUAUCCAUAGGAACCAUCUUCGAUGUGCGGUCUGCUGCCGAGCCCGAAGCCAGUCGAGAGUACUACAGCUACAGCUGGGCAGCCCUCUCCCUUUCCAACGUUACCGAGGCUCCUUCUCUCGAGGCGCUCAUCGCGCUGCACCUCAUCGGUUUCUACCUCAAUUCCAGGAGAGGUGGUCGAUACGUCGAGAGCUACUGGGGCAUCAGCGGUCUGGCCAUGAGACUCGCUAUAGCCAUGGGUCUUCACCGCGAUCCCGGUACUUGGAAUCUGCCACAACCGCUCACCCAACGCAGACGCAGAGUAUUUUGGGAGCUGUGGUCUUUGGAUUGCUUCAGGGCUAUCGCCUUUUGUCGACCUCCUGCCCUCUUUGCUCACCAUAUGGACGUGGAAGCGCCGCAGCAGUGGGAUAUGGAUGAUCCCUUUAUCACGGCAAAUGGUGUCUUUCACGCCAUGAAGUGCAAAAUCAACAUCAUCAACAGCGGCAUGCUAGAUCAAUGCUUGUGUUCCAAUAAAGCAGAGUACACGUGAGUUGCCCAGAUUGGGCCUAAUGUCGGGGGUUUCAAGUCGCCACGUAAAAGAUCCCGAGCCUCACGUAAUCUUGCGUCUCGAAGCGAUAUUCUCAACUACGACGGACAGUUUCGUGCAUGGCUGGAUUCGACGCCGCCGCAAAUGCAGCCCACGGUAGUCAGACCCAAAGGCCCCAGUCGUGAAGACGAAGCAGCAUUUCUAGCAAAGGCUGAGCGCGACAAUGCCAGGAGAGAGGCAGAGAUGUCCAGCUCUCAGCCUGCUACGAUCGAGACGAUGCGCAAUGACUUGCAAGCACACGUCCACGUCUUCAACUGCCACCAGUCACUCCUGCUGCUGCACCGGGCUUGGUUCGCAAGGGAGCUGCACCGCCUAGAUCGAACGCAAGACGACAGCGCACACGCUUCAAAGGCAAGACAGUCAGACUCGGAUCCCCUCACCUCCCCAUGUGCCAAGUCCAUCACCACCGUGCUCGACGCAGGGGCCAGCAUCAUCGAGCUUGUUCGAUCGGCAUUUGUGCAGCAUACCUAUGCUGUCUUGCGACAGUACUACAUGUGGGUCGCAGCCUUCUCCGCAGCAGCGGUGCAGAGCUUGUGGGUGGUGCGCUGUCCUGGGCAUCCUCUGUCGAAAGCGGCGCUUUUGAGCCUCGAGCACGCAACCAAUCUCUUCACUGCGGGAGCUCGACUGCACGAAACGCUGUCGAAUCCCUUGAACACGCUGCGUCGACUACUGCGCAAGGCUGAUCUGGCCAUGGCUGUGGCUACUGGUAGCAUAGCCCUGCGCAAAGGAUCGCUGCGUGCAGUUCACGAUGGCCAAGAGGAGGAUGGCGAUAGUGGUCAUCGCACGCGAGGAACAAGCUCCAGCGAUGGGGAAGAUGGUGGUGAGCUCGACCUCGUUGGCGAAGAGACUAGGCUGCUGUCCGACCGUCGAGUUUCGGAUUCGAGGGCCGAUUAUAGCCAGCAACUUGGACUUCGAACGGGCGCAAGGCGCAUGCCGACUAGCAAGAUGGACGACGAAAGCAGCCGUAACGCUGGUAGAGGCUCCCUGCACGAGCUGGUUCCCACAGUGCCCAAAGGCGAUCCUCGCUCUGCGGUAGACACGAGUCAAGGUCUAGCGACCCUCGCUUAUCCGCUCGAAUCACUGCACUCUUCUGCUCAAGACCCCAAUUCUGGCGUUUCGUAUGCGCCCAUUGAUUUUGACGCGGAGAGCUUCGCGGGUCUGGACGAUGCUGGCCAGUUGCUGAACCUCCUUUCAAGCGGCUUGCCUUGGGACGGCUGGGACUUUCCCCAAGUUGGUGCGCAAUUUUGA